UUUAAGCGUCACUUCACUUGGUUAGAUAAAUUAAAGCUGACAUUGUGUCUGUAUGACGCAUAAAUUGUGUUUUUUGUAUAUAGAACAUUUUAUCAAAUCUUAAGAUAAACAAAUAUACAAAAUGGCAGAGAAAUACGACAAAAAUGGUUAUAACAGUAGUGAUUUUAAAAGAAAUGCGAGUCAAGAUAUAGCAGAACAUGAUCACGAACAAGAUGGCGAAGAGGGGUCAAAACUUAAUGAAAAAGCCGGCGAAUAUAUGAGAGAACUGUUGAGUGAAAAAAUUAAAUUGAAUAACUCAAAGUUUCCUAUUUCAUCCCGUCUUAUUGACGCAGAAGUUGCAAAAGUCCAGGCAUCAGGACGUGUUCCGGCAAAGGACUUUAAAUAUCUAGACGUCUACAAGGAAAAAGCCGUCAAAGUAACGGUCAAAGUGUUAGUACCUGUCAAAGAACACCCUAAGGUGAACUUUGUUGGCAAACUUUUGGGACCGAAAGGUAAUACAAUGAAACAAUUGCAAGAAGAAACCAUGUGCAAAAUGGCUGUACUCGGCAGAGGAUCCAUGAGAGACAGACAAAAAGAAGAGGAACUCCGUAACUCUCUUGAUCCGAAAUAUGCGCAUUUAUCUGAUGAGCUGCAUGUAGAGGUAUCUGCAAUGGCACCACCAGCAGAAGCUCAUGCCAGAAUCGCUUAUGCCCUGGCAGAGGUCAAGAAAUACCUUAUUCCUGAUGCCAACGAUAUGAUCCGACAGACGCAAAUGCGAGAGAUUAUGGAGAGAGGUGCACCACCACCACCACUCCCAGCGCCCCGCUCUGCGGCGCCACGCAUGCCCCCCGCGCCGAUGAGGCCCAUGCCGGCUAAGACAAAGGUCUUCAGCAUACUGGACCGAGCGCGGUCCGCCAUGGAGACGUCGUAUUCGUAUGAAGAUCCUUAUGCUGUAGCAGAACCGAUGUACACGCGCUCCGCGCCGGUGCCGCGCGGACCCCCCCGCGCCGCGCCCGAGCCCGAGUACUACUACGAGCGCGGCCAGGAGCGCUACUACGAGGACGACUCGUACUACAAGGAGGAGCCCCGGGAGUACAAGGCGUCGGCGCGCGACGUGGGCACGCGGCGGCCGGGCCCGUCGCACGCGCCGCGCCACUACGCGCGCGCCUCGCCCUACGCGCGCGCGCCCAAGUAGUGCCGCGCUGUUCGUACUUUACUAGACAACGCAGAAGAAACAUUCACAUAAGAUGGGUGAGUAAAUAACAACUAAACCGGAAUGGCAAAAAUAAGCCAAUAAAACUGGAUUCAAAAUUCAAAAAAGGAUAAUAUGACAACAUCGUUAUAUCGAAAAACUUAAUGUAUGACAAAAAUACAAAAAUAAAAAAAAUUGUAUCAAAAAGAAUAUGUAAAAUAUACUGAUUAUAAAUUAAUAAUUAUAAAAAAAAUCAAAAUGUGAACUUUCUGUGUCAUAAUGCAUGAGCAUUGCUUAAAAAUAAUUUGAUAGAAAUUAGUUUGGUUAAAAGAACAAAUUCACGUUUUAAGCAGUAGUUUUUACUUGACAACUUAUAAUAAUGUUAAAUUUUUAAAAAUAAAUGUUUCAACAUUUUUAAUCUAGAUAUAUUAAAUACUAGAAUUAGUUUAAUCGUAGGCUUACUAAUCCUUAAAUUAUGUAAUUAAAGUCUUAACAAAACUACUCUUCAAACUCGGCAACAAGAAGAUAAAAUAAUAUGUAUUGGAGAAAUUGUGUGACUUAGAAAUAAAAUUACUUAAAAAAAAGCAAAGCGUAAUUUUAAUUUAUUAAACUGCGGGAAAAUUUAGGCAACCCUUA
Molecule: messenger RNA, 1807 nt
Organism: Nymphalis io (European peacock)
Lineage: Eukaryota; Metazoa; Arthropoda; Insecta; Lepidoptera; Nymphalidae
Product: KH domain-containing, RNA-binding, signal transduction-associated protein 2-like
Exons: 7
Coding region: 122-1174 (350 amino acids)
Biological process (GO): regulation of alternative mRNA splicing, via spliceosome
Cellular component (GO): nucleus
Molecular function (GO): mRNA binding
Source: RefSeq, a predicted model, not a curated record